Messenger RNA from Perca fluviatilis (European perch), 901 nucleotides. RefSeq names its product trafficking protein particle complex subunit 4 (gene trappc4). The transcript is spliced from 5 exons. Bases 32 to 691 code for a protein of 219 amino acids. Gene Ontology annotation, cellular component: TRAPP complex. The record is from RefSeq and is a predicted model, not a curated record. Gene Ontology annotation, biological process: endoplasmic reticulum to Golgi vesicle-mediated transport. Lineage: Eukaryota; Metazoa; Chordata; Actinopteri; Perciformes; Percidae.
ACUUUUGUCAGCUGGGCAGGACGUUGCAAAGAUGGUGAUCUUUAGUGUGUAUGUGGUGAACAAGGCUGGAGGUUUAAUUUACCAAUAUGACAAUUAUGUCCCGAGAGCGGAGGCCGAGAAAACAUUUAGCUAUCCUUUAGAUCUAGUGCUGAAGCACCACGAUGAAAAGGUCGUCGUAUCGUUUGGACAACGGGACGGAAUCAGAGUGGGCCAUGCAGUGCUGUCCAUCAAUGGAGUUGAUGUGCUUGGCAAAAACACAGCAGACGGAAAGGACACCCUUGAAUAUUUAAAGGAUCCCUCAAAUUACCCAGUGUCUAUUCGCUUUGGACGGGCACGCCUGAGCUCCAAUGAGAAGCUGAUGCUGGCAUCCAUGUUCCACUCGUUGUUUGCUAUAGGUUCACAGCUGUCUCCUGACGUUGGCAGUUCAGGGAUUGAGAUGCUAGAAACGGAUGUCUUCAAACUCCACUGCUUCCAGACUCUCACAGGGAUAAAGUUCAUUGUGCUGGCGGACCCUCGGCAAUCUGGUAUCGAUGCCCUAUUGAGGAAGAUUUAUGAGAUCUAUUCAGAUUUUGCCCUCAAGAACCCGUUUUAUUCUCUGGAAAUGCCAAUCAGGUGUGAACUCUUUGACCAGAAUCUGAAGGGUGCACUGGAGAUUGCAGAGAAAGCUGGCAACUUUGGAGCUGGAUCUUGAGCUAGAUAAGACUAGAUGGAAGGUGCUAUGAUUUCUAACCACAACAGAUUCACUCACUUCAUAUGAAGGUGGUUUAAGUUCAGGUGGUGGGGGGGAAAAAAACAAGUGGAUUUUCUUUUUUAUUAAGUUGGUAUCGGACUGGCAAUUAACAAAUUGUAAAUAGUUUGUUUUGUAAAUACUUGAAGAUUAAAUACCAUACUGUCUUUAAAA